Molecule: messenger RNA, 3516 nt
Organism: Colletotrichum chrysophilum
Lineage: Eukaryota; Fungi; Ascomycota; Sordariomycetes; Glomerellales; Glomerellaceae
Exons: 7
Coding region: 1-3516 (1171 amino acids)
Molecular function (GO): oxidoreductase activity; iron ion binding; FAD binding
Source: RefSeq, a predicted model, not a curated record
AUGAUGGACACUCCCAUAUCCGCCCCCAGACCAAAGGAAGAGCCUAUCACCUCCAAUCAACCAGAUGAAAUGGUCACCAAGCAGACUCUGGUUCCAUAUGACCCGACAACCGAGCCAAUAUUCCCACCGACGCUCUGGAAAUACCAACCACGACCUAUCUGCUAUGGCGAUAACCGAAGACUUUGGUUCAAACCCACAAAUCUGGAGCAGCUACUACAACUCAAGGCCGCCUACCCAGCAGCGAAAAUUGUAGGAGGUGCGAGUGAAACACAGAUCGAGGUUCGCUUUAAGAAGUUGGCAUACCAGGUCAACGUCUUUGCAGCAGACAUCGCAGAGCUCAACACCUUCCGGGAGCCUUUGCCCCAGACACAAGCCGAGCUCAGUGCACUGGAUGAGAUCUUCAUUCCUGGCAAUUUCACUCUGAGCAAAGUCGAAGAACUGUGCAGCGAUCUUUAUGGAAAGCUUGGCCCCCGGGCCUUCGCCUUUGAGGCACUACGGAAGCAGCUGCGCUACUUUGCUGGUCGUCAGAUCCGCAAUGUUGCGAGUCUUGCUGGCAGCUUGGCCACAGCCAGCCCAAUCUCAGACUCAGCGCCUGUGCUUCUGGCAGCGGGAGCUAAGGUUGUUGUGAGAUCGCACACAAAAGGAACAUUUGACAUCCCCCUAUCGUCCUGGUUCAUCCGCUACCGCACUACUGCCCUGCCAGAAGAUGGUGUCAUAACUCAGAUUGUUGUACCACUUCCACCUGUGGGUACCCGUGAGGUAACCAAAGCGUACAAACAGGCCAAGAGAAAGGAUGACGACAUUGCCAUUGUUACGGCAGGUCUGAGAGUCCGACUUGAUGAAGACGGUUUCGUCGAAGAUUGUGCGUUUGCGUUCGGCGGCAUGGCGCCCACCACUGUGAUGGCGGAAAAGGCACAACAAGCCAUUCUUGGGAAGCGCUGGGGUGAGGCUGCAACUCUCGAGGUAGCUACGGAUGCACUCUUGGAUCAAUUCGACCUCGCAUAUGGUGUGCCUGGUGGGAUGGCACAAUACCGCAGAGUGUUGACAAUCUCCAUGUUCUUUCGGUUUUGGCAUGAGGUUGUUCAUGAACUGGGCCUGGCCAAAGUUAGCGCCGAUCUCAUUCAAGAGAUCCAUCGCGACAUUUCCUCUGGCUACCGCGACAACUUCACUGCUUCCAUGAAAAACAGAGGGACCCAGACUGUGGGAAGACCGAUUCCUCAUCUUUCGGCGUUAAAACAUUGCACAGGCGAAGCCGAGUAUCUCGACGACAUGCCUCGACAGCACAACGAACUCUUUGGUGCUUUGGUUCUUGCUAAGAGAGCACAUGCUGAGUUGGUCAGUGUUGACUACACUGCAGCCUUGGAGAUGCCUGGUGUUGUCGGAUACAUCGACAAGAACAGUCCAGCCAAAGGAACAAACAUCUGGGGUGCCGUGGUGCAUGACGAAGAGCUCUUCGCCGAAGACACCAUCCGCUACUAUGGACAGGUCAUUGCGUUGAUUUAUGCAGAGACCGCUCUCCAGGCCAGAGCAGCUGCCGAUCGUGUUGAAGUUGUAUACAAAGACCUUCCAGCCAUUAUCACUAUCGACGAAGCGAUCAAUGCCGAAAGCUUUUUCAAGCAUGGAAAGCAACUACGAAAGGGCGAUGCUGUCGAAGGCUGUCUGGCGGAGGCCUGGAGCAGUUGCGACCACAUUAUCGAAGGUACCACCAAGAUGGGUGGCCAAGAACACUUCUACCUCGAGACCAACGCAGCACUUGCUAUCCCGCACAUUGAGGACGGCUCCAUGGAAGUAUACUGCUCAACUCAAAACCUGAUGGAGAACCAAGUCUUUGUCGCUCAAGUAUUGGGGCUCCCAAUGAGUCGGGUGAAUAUGAGAGUUCGUCGCAUGGGCGGAGCUUAUGGCGGAAAGGAGUCUAGGAGCACACCAAUUGCGAUGUACAUCGCCCUCGCAGCUCGAAGCACAAACCGGCCGGUGCGUAUGAUGCUAAAUCGCGACGAAGACAUGGCCAUCACCGGCCAGCGACACCCUUUCCAAUCACGUUGGAAAGUAGGCGUAAGCUCCCACGGCAAGAUUCAGGUUCUCGACAUGGACGUAUACAAUAACGGAGGAGCAUCACUUGACAUGAGUGGCGCAGUUAUGGAUCGUGCUUGCACCCACAUCGACAAUUGCUAUUACAUCCCACAUGCUUGGAUUCGAGGCUGGGUUUGCAAGACCAACACAGUCAGCAACACAGCUUUCCGCGGCUUUGGGGGCCCCCAGGGCAUGUACAUUUGCGAAAGCAUGAUGUACAAAAUAUCAGAAGCUCUUCAUAUUGAUGUUGACGAGCUUCGCCGCCGUAACCUUUACGAAAUCGGCCAGCGAACUCCAUUCUUGCAAGAGAUCACCGAUGACUUCCACGUACCGACCAUGCUGGACCAACUCACCGUCAAUUCUGACUACGAAAAACGAAAGGCUUCAAUUAGGGAGUUCAACUCUAAGCACCGAUUCAAGAAACGGGGCAUUUCGAAGAUCCCAACGAAGUUUGGCCUCAGUUUUGCCACGGCUGUUCACCUGAAUCAAGCGGGAGCAUACGCCAAGAUCUAUGAAGACGGCUCGGUGCUCUUGCAUCAUGGUGGAACCGAGAUGGGCCAGGGCCUUUACACGAAAAUGGCCCAAGUUGCCGCCGAGGAGCUCGGCGUUAGUGUCGAUGAGGUCUUUAACAAAGACUCCCAGACUGAUCAAGUUGCAAACGCUUCUCCGACCGCCGCAUCCUCCGGGAGUGACCUCAACGGUCAAGCUGUGAAAAACGCUUGCGAUCAACUCAGAGAACGUCUCGCACCAUACCGAGAGAAGUAUGGGGCCGAUGCACCCAUGUCGAAGAUUGCACAUGCUGCGUACACGGACAGAGUCAAUUUGGCUGCAAACGGCUUUUGGAAGAUGCCACGAAUCGGAUACGAAUGGGGUAAUUGGAAAGAUCCUUUGCCCAUUGCGAUUAGUGAGGUUGAACUGGAUACUUUGACAGGAGACUCGACGGUUCUUCGAACGGACAUCAUGAUGGACAUUGGUCGCUCCAUUAACCCAGCAAUCGACUAUGGUCAGAUAGAGGGCGCUUUUGUUCAAGGCCAAGGCCUAUUCACCAUGGAGGAGUCCCUGUGGUCCAAGUCGGGAGAGCUCUUUACCAAAGGCCCCGGCACGUACAAAAUUCCAGGAUUCUCCGAUAUUCCUCAACAGUUCAAUGUCUCGACAUUGCAACACGAUUCGGAAGGAAAUCCAAUUAGCUGGAGCAAACUGCGUUCUAUCCAGAGCAGUAAGGGAACGGGAGAGCCGCCGCUGUUCUUGGGAUGCACGGUUUUCUUUGCGCUGAGAGAAGCUGUCAAGGCAGCUCGAGAGAUGAACCACGUUAGGGAACCACUUGUGCUGAACUCACCAGCCACAGCGGAAAAGUUGCGUUUAGCGGUGGGAGAUCCGCUGGUUCGGAGGGCUGCGGUCAAGGCGAAGGAAGGCGAGAAAGAAUGGUUCACCAGGAUCGAGUCAUAA